This is a messenger RNA of Aspergillus niger, 327 nucleotides long. RefSeq lists its product as hypothetical. The transcript has 3 exons. The record is from RefSeq and is a predicted model, not a curated record. Lineage: Eukaryota; Fungi; Ascomycota; Eurotiomycetes; Eurotiales; Aspergillaceae. Bases 1 to 327 code for a protein of 108 amino acids.
AUGGGACUACUGGGACGGAAAUGGAAAUUACUAUUGAAGAGGGAUCAGGACGUUCGCCGCAGGAUCUCGCUGCAGCUGAGGGGCUAUGAAGUAUUAACUGGAUCAGACAAGAAUCGCUUAUUACCAGGUUGCACGGAACAGGAUUCUUCUUCCCCUCUCAUUUCGGGAUUAGCGACUCCGUCACUGCAAAGUCAGCUUGCACUGUAUGUGGCUGCCUCGCUUUGUUUGUUCGUCCUACGUAGGCAAAUGGUCCGAAUCCGUGACGAGUGCACGCACAUAAGCAAGCCCGGCACGGUUGAACUUAGUUCUGGAAUGUCCAAAGUUUGA